AUGGGGCCGCAAACUCGCUUCUCUUUUGAGCCGUUAACUCAUCGACGUUUGGAACAUGUUUUGACGGACCCCGCCUAUAAGGAGGCACAGCGAAGGUGGGGGCUGCACAGUCAGACUCGUGUGUGUGCCCUCCGGUUUGAGCAGGAGAAUAAAAGCCGAAUUGCGCAGGAGGGUGCGUCUCAUGGCGGUGGUGUUGGCAACGGUGCCGUUGUGGCUGGUGCGAUACGGUUCUCUGGAUUUCACAAAGGGGUGCUUCAGGAGUUUCUUGUGUCUCUCUUUGACUCCACCGCCGUGCGUGAUGCCCUUGCGCUUUCUCCUGCAAUGAGACUGACACGUGACGCGGUGGAAUACACCGAGCUGCACUGUAGUUGGACGACACUUGAGCCAUUCACUCGUCUCGUCAAGGCAGGAGUUGUGCGGCAUGUGGAGGUGCAGGGAGAUGUAUGUCACGAUGAGGCCGAAGCGGCCAUAUUUGACGGUUGCGUGCGUUUGCCCGUCGUUCGACGCCCGGAUUUUUAUCUUCCACACGACAUUGCCGUGACGGAUGAGUUGCGGGCGCUCUUCUUGCUUGCACACAAUCGCGCCAUAAGCCAUGAGGGAGAUGAGUAUGCCGAGGAGGAGGCGUGGAACGCGAUUAAUUAUGGCUCUGGUGCAGGACUUUCAAUUGCCGCACUUCGUCGCAUUUUUACGGAGGCGGAGCGUUCCGAAUUUUUGUAUCACAUUUUAUGGCGCCUUGUGGCGGGUGGCGGCAGCAACAACCAGUGGGAUGACGACUUGGGAGUUUACCUUGAUGUGGCGCGGGCGUGGUACAAGGGCCUUGUCGCCAUUCGUGCGGUGCAGAAGAAUGAGGCAACAUCUGCUGGGGAUGGCAUGGACGAGCCCGAUCGUGCCGCAUAUGUGGACGGUACCGCAUUGACACCGGAAGUGGUUUCAACUGUUGUUUCUGUGCAGGCAGUGAGCGGUUUUUCACUCUUUACUCGAACCGAUGACGCGGAGCCCAGUAACCUGAACUACUGCUAUGUCUGCAUUGACCCGGUAGAGGCGGAGGUGGUGGUGUGGUAUCACUGUCUCUAG
Messenger RNA from Trypanosoma cruzi, 1074 nucleotides. RefSeq lists its product as uncharacterized. NCBI's taxonomy places the organism in Eukaryota, Euglenozoa, Kinetoplastea, Trypanosomatida, Trypanosomatidae. The record is from RefSeq and is a predicted model, not a curated record. Bases 1 to 1074 code for a protein of 357 amino acids. The transcript has a single exon.